Messenger RNA from Megalops cyprinoides (Indo-Pacific tarpon), 4102 nucleotides. Its product is annotated as LIM domain-containing protein 1. The record is from RefSeq and is a predicted model, not a curated record. The coding region runs from base 776 to 2815 and encodes 679 amino acids. The transcript is spliced from 9 exons. Lineage: Eukaryota; Metazoa; Chordata; Actinopteri; Elopiformes; Megalopidae. Gene Ontology annotation, cellular component: P-body; adherens junction; transcription regulator complex. Gene Ontology annotation, biological process: positive regulation of miRNA-mediated gene silencing; regulation of DNA-templated transcription; cytoskeleton organization. Gene Ontology annotation, molecular function: transcription corepressor activity.
AGUAAGAGUGGAUUUACUUUUCCCUCUACAGUUUGACAAGGAGAGUCUCUGUGUACCGUAGUCACUGGAUCGCUAGAAAGUGAAAAAAAAAAAGUUUCGAGCCUGGGGCUUCCGCAUUCAGCGCCAUAGCUGAAGUCUGGAAAAAGGGGACAAGCUCGUAUCACACUUCAUAAUCAGGCAGCAUCCUGGUGCGAACGGAGCAGGAGCGGAACAUAGAAGACAGCGCUUUUCAUCAACUUUUCUCAACAAACGAAAGGCGGUGGAGAGCAACGAGAACACUACAUUUGGAUUCACACCUUGAGUAACCGGGAAGAGGACUGCUCUGUUAUUCAAGGAUCUAGCACGCGGGUGAUCGCAAAUAUUAUUUUUUUGAUCCUCAAGAGCGAGAGAUUCUAGAACCCGACCUUCGUACGCACUGUAUUAGCGCGGGUACAUUAGCGGCGCUUUUCUGCUUCUGACUUGAACGCAUUUUCACAUGUGAAAUAAUUUCUGUAUAGCUGUAUAUUUAUACUGCAUCGUAAUUACUGUUCGUUAGCGAGCGCUUAUACGUCCAGUGCAGUGCUGCAUAUUUUGCUUUAGCCCUUGAUUUUCUCAGUGUUUCUAUAACUUUUAGACUUUAAGGACUUAAAAACGGAUGGAAAACUUUAGCUAAAGUCUUGAUUUGUGUGGUUUUAAUGAAGGGUGUCGCAUGUGUAUAUAGUCAUUGUAACCAACUGACAGCAAUUCAAAGAAAUUCAAAUUACUGUUUAGUUGUUUUUAUCAAACGACUGUAAAAAUGGAUAAAUACGAUGAUCUGGGACUGGAGGCGAGCAAAUUUAUUGAAGACCUCAAUAUGUAUGAGGCAUCCAAGGAUGGAUUGUUCAGAAUGAAAAGAGAUGCGGGUAACAACCCAGACUUUGAAGAAACCAGGAGAGUCUUUGCAUCCAAAAUGACCAAAAUUCAUAUGCAAAAGCAUCAGGAGGAAAUGGCCAGAAACAGUUUGGCAGCGAGGGUGAAUGGAGGUUAUGGUGGUCACGGCAGAGCUCCAGACGGCACUUUCUACACCAAAGACCGGCCGCCUAUCAAUAACUACAGACAGACGAGCGAGGCAGCGGCCAAGCCUCCAAUAUUGGCUGGCCCCACGUCCAGCACCGUCAAUGCAAAUCAAUACAUCUCUUAUGAAGGACAAAAACUGCAUCGAGCCGCCCAACACGAAGUUCCAGGCAGCAGAGGGUACAGCUACGGAAACAAUUACGAUAAUAAGGAGGGUUUGGAUCAGCAUUCUUACCACGCCUCAUCGCCCAUAAGCCCUGGGCCUUCAUCCUACAGUCCGGUGUCCAUGCCCACACCCCCGAGUCCGUCAGCUGGCUGGGGCCCCUCUCAGAGUGGCCUCCCACCAGCCCAGCAGCAGCAGCGACAGGCUUCACCUGUGGAGCACAGACCAGGCGGGCCUGGCCAGAGAGCUGCCCCUGUCAUCAACAGUCUGCCAUCCACCGCACUCCACUCACCAGGCUCCCCUGCGUUUAACCAGGCCCAGGUGGUAGCACCUUCAGCUCAUCAGAGCCCACCCUCUUUUGCCCUGGACCCAGCCCAGGCUCGGGGCGGGGAGACUUUGGGCAUAGGGAGGCUGGAUGGUACUGUGGACCCGUUCUGCCACCCGCCACCUCCUCAGCUGACCCCAGCAUCCCCCCAGGCUACACAAUAUUCUCCCCCCAACACUGCCAGCAGAACCGCUAGAGAAGGGCCCGGCAAGCAGAACGGAGUUCCUCAGAGCCCAGUGGCAGCUCCACUCCCUCAGGUGGACCAGCCAUCACCCGGCCUGCCCCCGGCUCCCUCCGACCCUCCUCAGCCGGCAGCCUUCGGCGCAGACCCCUGCCUCCCCGUCUCUGGCCCCGGCGUGGCUUCAAAAAGCCACAGCCAGAGCCAGGGUCAGGGUCAUGGUCAGGGUCCAAGCAGCCAGGUGGCCGCGGCCCCGCCUGCUCCUCCCGCCGGGGAGAGCCAGCCGUCCCCCCCGCCGCAGGUGUCUGCUGGCGUGCUCCCCCCACAGGAAGCCUCCUGCCCUCCCAGAGCGCUCAAGCUGCCCUGCCAGACUCUCCAUAUACAGCCAGAACAGGGGACGUCGGCAGCCGAAAUAAAAUUAGAAGCGCUCACGAAGCGUCUGGAAAAGGAGAUGGAUUCUCAGCCAAAGGCCGACUACUUUGGUAGCUGUGUGAAGUGUAACAAGGCAGUGUACGGUGCCAGCCAGGCAUGCCAGGCAAUGGGAAGCCUCUAUCACGACAGCUGCUUCACCUGCAGUGCCUGCAGUCGACGGCUGCGGGGGAAGGCGUUCUACUAUGUCUGUGGAAAGGUGUUCUGUGAAGAGGACUUCCUGUACUCCGGUUUCCAGCAGUCAGCGGACAAGUGCAACGUUUGCGGACAUCUAAUAAUGGACAUGAUCCUGCAGGCACUGGGGAAAUCCUACCAUCCUGGCUGCUUCCGCUGUGUGGUCUGCAAUGAGAGUCUGGAUGGAGUUCCCUUCACUGUGGACACUGAGAACAAGAUCUACUGCGUGAGGGACUACCACAAAGCAAGGGUCCUGGCACCCAAAUGCGCCGCAUGCAACCAGCCGAUCCUGCCUUCUGAGGGCUCCGAUGAAACGAUCAGGGUGGUGUCCAUGGAUAAGGAUUACCAUGUGGAGUGCUAUCACUGUGAGGAUUGUCACAUGGAGCUGAAUGAUGAGGAGGGACAUCGCUGCUACCCACUGGAUGGGCACCUGUUAUGCCACACCUGCCACCUAAAACAUAUUGAGCCUGGUUGCUCCUCACCCACAGCUGCAAUCUACCAGCAUCAGUUCUAGAGGCCUGGUGCCACCUGGUGGCUCUUAGGAGACACUACCAUUUUCCCCCUUUACUUGCUGCCAAAGCUGACAUUCAUCAGAAUGUCAUCCAGUGUCUUGUGGAUGAUAUCAGAGCAAAGUGACGGAUUUUAAACCUCUGGUGUUGCUGGGGGCCAAAGUGAAAAAGAAAACAAAAUGGAAAAAAGACUACAAGAGAGCAUGGAUGCAACAAUGGAUUGGUGCAAGUUCAUGGAUAUUAUUCCCUUUUAAAAACAUUUUAGGAUUUGACAACAGGGAGUAUGGUAGGGUGUAGGUAUACAUAAGUGAUUUCCAUUGUAGAAGCCAGCAAAUCUGAAAGUGUGGGAUCUGUGUGUGUGUGUGUGUGUGUGUGUGUGUGUGUGUGUGUGUGUAUCGCUCUUGAUGAAACAUUAAGUAAGGUGAACUAGAUGACUGGAACUCCAAUCCAAGUUUUGCAGUGUGCUUAUGAGCUCAAAUGAGAUCUGAAGGAGGGUUCUCAAUGUCUUUAUGACAGAAGUGUUGCAACUAUCAUAAUACUUGUGUGGAAUUCAUACAAUCUCACCACUGUGCCUACAGUGCCAGGCAGUAGCAGAAGCUUGCUUAUAAAUGCCUUAGGUAUGGUAGUUGGUCACAAUUCCCUAAUUCAUCUUGGACUGAUCACUGGCGCAGCCAUAUACCCUGGUUGAGAACAGAAAUGAAACAGCGGAUUCAUUUCAGCCCUUCUCAUUUGGUACCUGGUUUUUUGGAGUGCUGACAGAUUGAAUGCACAGACGUUUUGCUUGAUCUGUUCUAAUUUUGCAUCCUUAAUGUUAGUGGAUAUCAUGGUGAUGGGCAUUUAUAGCCUAUUACACAUAGUGUGGAUUUUCUUAAGUGUGGUGUGCUUUUGUUACAGGCCCCAACUGUCCCUAAUGGCAUUGUUUCAAAGUACGUUUAUAUAAGACCUUAUUAUAUUGAAGUACUCUGUGUGUGUUUGAGGGAGAGUGUGUGAAAGAGUGUGCACUUGGCCUUCUAUUUGGUCGUAUUUGUUUUUAAUGACUUUGAAUGCUAUGUAUCCUGUUUAUUACACAGUGUGUAAGAGUGGUAAAGGUAUGAAGAAUAUUCCAGGUAAUGUUAUCUAUGAGAACAAACACAAACAACCCCCUUGGUGUUGGAACACUGUCCCAAUGACAGUGAGUCAGUGUUUUUCUCUUACUUGGACCAGCUAUUGUAUUUAUUUCUGUAAGUCCCAAUUCAAAAUAUUUCAGCUUAUUUUUGCUAUUAAUCAAUACAAUUCUAUACAACAGCAAUCCU